GGAAUAGGGGGCACUCUCAAGGAGGGUCCCGAGGUUUCUUCCUGGGCUUCAUGAGGGGUCUUGAAGAGUAAGGGGCAGUGAAGCUGUGAUGUUACUGCAGGAAGGGAGUAGGGUGGUACCCAGACGCGGAAGGGUUAAUGGGAGUUGUCCUUGAUGACUGGAGGGGUAGGGGCCCCACCUCCCACCAGAGGAAACCGGGGGUCUGCCGUUGGGAGUGAGGAGGCGGAGUUCAGAGGUGCAGCCUUCUGUAAAGAGACCUGAACUGGGCAUGCAGGGUCAGGCACCGCUGGGCAGAGGAUGAGAGAAAGCCAGGGGCAGUUGGGGACAGGGGCUCUUUCAGAAGAAGACGCCAGUGAGAGAGAGCGCCCUGACUGGUAGACAUCCACCCACGGGAGGAGCUGGACCCCAGCUGCCCCAGUGGGCAAGGACACUUGAAGAUCAAAUCUGUUCUGGCCUGGCAGUCUGUCCCCAUUCAGACAGGGGCCCCAGGCACCGUGACGUGGAUUCAAGCCACCUGUACCUCUCUUGGCUGCCCCCAGGGCUGCUAGGAUCCAGCAAUGCCUGUGAGAAAACCUCCUUCACCUUCCUCAGGCAGGAAUUGCCUGUGCGCCUGGCUAACAUCAUGAAAGAGAUCAACCUGCUUCCCGACCGGGUGCUCAGCACACCCUCCGUGCAGCUGGUGCAGAGCUGGUAUGUCCAGAGCCUCCUGGACAUCAUGGAGUUCCUGGACAAGGACCCCGAGGACCAUCGCACCCUGAACCAGUUCACGGACGCCCUGGUCACCAUCCGGAACCGGCACAAUGACGUGGUACCCACCAUGGCACAAGGUGUGCUUGAGUACAAGGACACUUACGGCGAUGACCCCGUCUCCAACCAGAACAUCCAGUACUUCCUGGACCGCUUCUACCUCAGCCGCAUCUCCAUCCGCAUGCUCAUCAACCAGCACACUCUCAUCUUUGACGGCAGCACCAACCCAGCCCACCCCAAACACAUCGGCAGCAUCGACCCCAACUGCAACGUCUCUGAGGUAAUCAAAGAUGCCUAUGACAUGGCUAAGCUCCUGUGUGACAAGUAUUACAUGGCCUCACCUGACCUGGAGAUCGAGGAGAUCAAUGUCUUGACUUUCUCUGCAGCAGCCAAUUCCAAACAGCCGAUUCACAUGGUCUACGUCCCCUCCCACCUCUACCACAUGCUCUUUGAGCUCUUCAAGAAUGCUAUGCGGGCGACUGUGGAAAGCCAUGAGUCCAGCCUCGUUCUCCCACCCAUCAAGGUCAUGGUGGCCUUGGGCGAGGAAGAUCUGUCCAUCAAGAUGAGUGACCGAGGUGGGGGCGUUCCCUUGAGGAAGAUCGAGCGACUCUUCAGCUAUAUGUACUCCACAGCGCCCACCCCUCAGCCUGGCACCGGGGGGACCCCGUUGGCUGGCUUUGGCUACGGGCUCCCCAUUUCCCGCCUCUACGCCAAGUAUUUCCAGGGAGACCUGCAGCUCUUCUCCAUGGAAGGCUUUGGGACCGACGCUGUCAUCUAUCUCAAGGCCCUGUCCACGGACUCAGUGGAGCGCCUGCCCGUCUACAACAAGUCAGCCUGGCGCCACUACCAGACCAUCCAGGAGGCCGGUGACUGGUGUGUGCCCAGCACCGAGCCCAAGAACACGUCCACGUACCGCGUCAGCUAAGGGCCGCGUGCAUCUGCGCCUGAGAGGACGGACCAGCCACCGUGGUGCCCCUCCCCAUCUUCCUGGGGUAGCAGGGGGUGGGUUCUCCAUGAUGACCAGGCUCUGUCUCUAUGGAAGUCACUGUGGUGAUAUCUUUCAUGGUCCCUAAGUGCCAGUCCAUCUCUGUGGAGACCCCUUGGUGGCCUCCCCAUCUCUGUGGGUGAUGCCUGAGGGUUGGGGAUAUCGCCACCCUGAUGGGGUAUCCCAGAGACAUUUUCCCAUGGCAGUCCUCCUCUCUGAGGUCAGGGCUGUCACUUUUCUGCCAGGGGUCCACACCCUCCGCAGCCCAGGCCUUCUAAGUGGAUGCCCUGUUGGCCUUACUCCCCCAGCCCACAAAGGAACCAUGGCCUUGGCCUGUUGAAGUGUUAGGAAGAGGCAGGGUGCCCUCCAGACCUGGGGACUGAGUGGGGAAAGGGGUUGCACCCGUGAGUGGGGAAUGAGGCUUAUCCUGCAGCCUCUCCCUCCACUUGGGGCUUUAAGGUCAAGGUUGGUGGGGGAGGGGUGGUUCUAACAGGGUCCACCCCUAAAGUGGAGGAACCUUGUGAGACCCAGAGGUUGCCACCCAGAAGCUGCUUGAGGCCCUGCAGCGGCCUUGGCAAUGUUUGUGCCAGUUCCCGAGCCCUCCCAGCAUGUCCUCACAUGCCCCUGCCCACCCACCCUCCACAAACCCAGUCCCACCUGAGCCCCAGCCCGCAGCCCCCACUGUGCCCAGACACGUGUGCUCAGGGUGGCUUUCGUCCUAGGACCUCUGUGUAUACAGCUAGUUUUAUAACCCUGAAUGCCCCCACCCUUCCCCUUAGCACACGGGGGUUAAAGCUGUGUGUUGUGUCCCUCCCAGUGGCUGUGGCAGUGACACCCACACCCCCAGUAAAGAAGAAACUGACUGAGA
This is a messenger RNA of Cebus imitator (Panamanian white-faced capuchin), 2600 nucleotides long. RefSeq names its product pyruvate dehydrogenase kinase 2 (gene PDK2). The coding region runs from base 623 to 1672 and encodes 349 amino acids. The record is from RefSeq and is a predicted model, not a curated record. Gene Ontology annotation, cellular component: mitochondrion. Gene Ontology annotation, molecular function: pyruvate dehydrogenase (acetyl-transferring) kinase activity. Gene Ontology annotation, biological process: regulation of glucose metabolic process; protein phosphorylation. Lineage: Eukaryota; Metazoa; Chordata; Mammalia; Primates; Cebidae. The transcript is spliced from 11 exons.